CUGGAAUCGUGCCAGAACUCAGUGCAACGACGCAGGAGAAAAGACCACAAACGACGAGGUGAGGUGAGGUGUAGAGUGACAAAGGGAAGGCAGGUCUCUGUCGCCUUGUCAGUAAAUGUCGAAGGUGGUGGUGGGGAUGGGGUCCUGUGGCCCCAUGACUGGACCUGGAAGCAGGUGACAAUAAAGAUGGUUUGCUCUGCCUCGGGGUGGGAGGAUGGCCGCUGCAUGAUUCACCCUCUUCCUGGCCUCUGCUUGUUCCACUGCUACUGCGGGUGCUGGGUUUCUACCACCUGCACCAACCAGUUCCCUUCUUGUUUUACUGUCAGUGAUCUGCUGCCCCAUUAAUUCGUCCCGCAGAGCUCCCGAAAGCCGUCAUCAGAUUGCCGGAAGAAAAGAUCAGCUGCUGUGGUUCUCUCUGCAGGUGGCCAAGGAUCCUCUGUUCUUCCCUUUCUGGAUAGUUAGUAGGUGGUUGCAUGGUGAAGCUUGAAGCCAGAAAGUCAACUCCUGCAUGUGACAUGUGUGCAGACUCUUUAAACUGCAAAUUUGAGAUCAAGAGAUAUCACAACCUAGAUAUGAGUUCUGGAAGAAAACAGAAGACGUUAUCAGAAUUUCCAACUAAGAGGUCCUUUAUCUUCUCUCGUUUGAAGCUUUCCGGGCAUAUGCGUUUGAUUUUAAUUGAGAUCAGGUACUGACUCACGGUUGGAGAAAGCUUAUUUCCCGAGCACCUCUUGAUUACUCACCAAGUAGGCUCUAGAAGAGAUCAAAUAAGGAAUGAACACGACUAAGGUGAAGCGUCGAGUGGGUAAAUAUGAACUCGGACGUACAAUUGGGGAAGGAACAUUUGCAAAAGUUAAAUUUGCGAGGAACGUUGAGACCGGGGAACCGGUUGCUAUCAAGAUCCUUGACAAGGAGAAGGUUCUCAAGCACAAGCUGGUUGAACAGAUUAAGCGUGAAAUUGCCACGAUGAAGUUAAUAAAGCAUCCUAAUGUUGUUCGCAUAUAUGAGGUGAUGGGGAGCAAAACAAAGAUCUUCAUUGUACUUGAAUUUGUUACAGGGGGAGAGCUCUUUGACAAAAUAGCAAACCAUGGUCGCAUGAGGGAGGAUGAGGCACGAAGAUAUUUCCAACAACUAAUCGAUGCUGUCGAUUACUGCCACAGCAGGGGAGUCUACCACCGAGAUCUCAAACCAGAAAACUUACUACUUGAUGCUUAUGGUAACCUGAAAGUUUCAGACUUUGGAUUAAGUGCUCUAUCUCAGCAAGUCAGGGAUGAUGGCUUGUUUCAUACUACUUGUGGCACUCCAAAUUAUGUUGCUCCAGAGGUUCUCAAUGACAGAGGCUAUGAUGGAGCAACUGCAGAUUUGUGGUCAUGUGGAGUCAUCCUAUUUGUUCUACUAGCAGGGUACUUGCCUUUCGAGGAUUCUAAUCUCAUGAUCUUGUACAAUAAAAUUUCGGCUGCUGACUUUACAUGCCCACCUUGGCUUUCUUUUGGUGCCAUGAGACUGUUGGCAAGAAUCCUGGACCCAAAUCCAAUGACACGUAUAACUAUUCCAGAGAUAUUGGAGGAUGACUGGUUCAAGAAAGGUUACAAGCCUCCAGUAUUCAAGGAGAAGUACGAGACGAGCUUGGAUGAUGUGGAUGCCGUGUUCAAGGAUGCAGAAGAACAUCACGUGACAGAGAAGAAGGAAGAGCAGCCAACAACUAUGAAUGCCUUUGAGCUUAUCUCGAUGUCAAAGGGGCUUGAUCUUGGCAAUUUGUUUGACACACAACAGGAAUUCAAGAGGGAAACAAGAUUCACAUCAACAUGUCCAGCCAAUGAAAUCAUCAGUAAGAUUGAAGAAGCUGCAAAGCCUCUUGGGUUUGAUGUUCAGAAAAAGAACUACAAGAUGAGGCUGGAAAAUGUAAAAGCUGGGAGGAAGGGGAAUCUCAAAGUUGCUACUGAGGUAUUUCAAGUGGCUCCAUCUCUGCACAUGGUUGAGGUAAGAAAAGCUAAAGGAGACACUCUGGAAUUCCAUAAGUUCUAUAAGAAUCUCUCCAACAGCCUCAAGGAUGUUGUUUGGAUACCUGAGGAGGAUGUGAAAGACCAAGCAGCCCAGAGUAAGAACACAUGAGCAUCAUCUCUAUUCUGUCAUGGGCUGUUCUGCUAUGUGACUUCUUCAGUUUUCGUAGUCCUCCUGUGUGAUAAUAGCUGCCAUGUUUCUCUUUGCAAUUCUUUUAUUGCCUUGAGCCAGUAGCCAUUGUAUCAAUAAUGUUGGGAAGGAGCUGCCUCUUUUAAUUUCAUUUGAAAUGGUGCAAGGAAUUUAGUUGCAGAAACAAUAAACUCCUUUCUGCCCCCCUCUCAUUUUAUGGAUUCCAAGUCAGCUUCAUGGGAUUGCAUA
Molecule: messenger RNA, 2376 nt
Organism: Musa acuminata AAA Group (dessert banana)
Lineage: Eukaryota; Viridiplantae; Streptophyta; Magnoliopsida; Zingiberales; Musaceae
Product: CBL-interacting protein kinase 32-like
Exons: 16
Coding region: 772-2109 (445 amino acids)
Biological process (GO): signal transduction; protein phosphorylation
Molecular function (GO): protein serine/threonine kinase activity; ATP binding
Source: RefSeq, a predicted model, not a curated record